UUUCAACCCAUUUCGUCGACCCGGCGACCCGCGAUCGCGACCAGACCUUAACUCCGGCGUCCGGAGACUUCACGCCGGCGCACUGGUGCUGUUCAACUCGCCUUUCAAUGGCGGACCUUCCUAUUGUCCAGUAUCCGAGCGAGGAAGGAGAAUCGAAGCUCAAAAGCUUCGGGCUUUCCAGCGAUUCUCAAGAAUUUUCCGGCGACAGUUAGCGAUGCAUGAGACAUGGAACUUGGUCUUCUCAUGGAGCUCUACAUCGCGGUAUAGUAAGUUUUCAAUUUCAGUUAUUUUUGAAGAUUUGGGUGUUUGGGAAUUUUCGGCCACCGCCGAGACCGGCGGUUUUGCUUGUUGUUAAAACCACAAAAGACGAUCAAGUAUGCCAUUGAAUCAAUAACGUAAUUGCCCAUUGUUUGGAAUGGUUUCAAGUUCGAUCUGGUUUCAAAUUCUAAUGGAGAAAGUUUUGGUCUUAUGAUAUAUGGGUACAAUGGUUGGUUUAGCAGAGUUGGUCUGAAGGUUGGUUGAAGGAUGAAGGAGGAAAGAAGACGAGGACAGAUUUGGUCGAACGUUUGCUAACCAAGGCUGCUGACCAUUCUGGUUGGCGUGUUGCUCACGCGCCAUAUUUGACUCCGGUCAAUGUUUUACCGCAGCCGCUCUUGGAAUUUUCGUUUAUUUUCAUAGUUUCCUUUCUCUAAUUAAAAAUCGAUCCCAUCUCCCAGCUUUCAACUUGCUCUCUCUGAUGAAGAUCACAGGCACCCAUCAACACCAUGCAUGAAGCUAUUGAAUUUCACUACCAUCAACACCAUAUGUUAUCAAAAAGAUCCAUCAACACUUGAGAGAUUGAGUGUACUAACUGGAGGCUUAUAUGGCCUUGUCUGUAACGGACCUCUUAAUUGGAAAACUUGCGACCAUUCUUGAGUAUGAAGGAACAACCAUAGCAGGUGUUCGUCAUGAAGUUGAUAAGAUUAAGGAGGAGUUUCUAAGCAUGAAAGCUUUCCUAGUGGAUGCGGAGGCCAACAAACCAAAAACUGAAGGACAGAAAUUGUGGGUUGCAAGAAUCAGAGACUUAGCCUAUGAUGUUGAAGAUAUCAUUGAUGAAUUCAUGUAUCACAUGUAUGAGAAGCAAACUGGGGGUCGACUUUCAAGGAGGCUACACAAAACCAUUCGCACUCCAUGUAAUCUUUGGUUCAGGCAUAAAAUUGCAAAGAAGUUGCGGAAAAUUACUGACAUGAUCAAAGCCAUUUCAGAGAGGAAUAAAAGAUACGGUGUUGGCCUUGUAGGAGGAGCAACUACAUCCGAAGAUAUUCUGAAAUUGGUGCAGAGCCAAGCGGAGUCUUCGUUUUUCAUUAUGGAAGACGAACUGGUUGGGAUUGAAGGCAAGAAGCAAAUACUAAUGGGAUGGCUAAUGGAUGACGAGCAACACCAAACUGUUAUAUCUGUGGUGGGAAUGGGAGGUGCUGGAAAGACAACUCUAGUUGCCAAGACCUUCACCAAUGAACUGGUAAAGAGACAUUUUGAUUGUUAUGCAUGGAUUACUGUUUCCCAAACUUAUGAUGUGGUACACUUGUUUCGAAGCUUGAUCAGGGAACUCUACAAAUCAAGGAAGGAAGAUUUCCCUGCAAAUUUGAAUGCCAUGAGCCGCAUAGAAUUGCUAGAAUUACUAGUUAACUACUUGGAGUCCAAAAAAUACCUAGUGGUUCUAGAUGACGUGUGGGAUAUAAAAAUAUGGAGAGAAAUAAAGGUAUCACUUCAAGAUAGACAACUUGGAAGUCGAGUCGUACUUACAACUCGAAAUGAAGAAGUAGCAUCCAACUCUUUUGGAGUUGAAAGCUAUGUUCACCGUAUUCAGCCCCUGCAAAAGAAUGAGGUUUGGGAACUCUUCAGCAGGAAAGCAUUCUCAACUAAGCAACACAAAACUUGUCCAACUGAGCUGAAGUCAUUAGCUUGCCAACUUGUAGAGAAGUGUGAAGGCCUUCCUCUCGGUAUUGUGGCUUUAGGUGGUCUUAUGUCUUCUAAGAAGUCGCUGGAUCAAUGGCAACAAGUCUGCAACAACUUGAAUUGGUAUCUACAUAACAAUUCAUCGCUAGACCCCGUGAGAAACAUUUUGUUGCUGAGUUAUAAUGAUUUGCCAUCUCAACUGAAGCAUUGCUUCCUCUAUUGUUCCCUUUUUCCUGAAGAUUAUCUAUUUAAAAGAAAAAAGCUGACUAGAUUGUGGAUAGCAGAAGGAUUUGUUGAAAAUGUGAAAGGGGUCAUGCCCGAAGAAGUUGCAGAUGGCUAUGUUCAGGAACUCUGCUUCCUUAGCAUGUUACAGGUUGCAGAUGACUUUGUUUCUGCAACAUCUUCGGGAAGGCUGAAAAAAUUUAAGAUGCAUGAUCUGAUGCGAGAGCUUGCUUUGUCAACAGCUGAAAAAGAAAAGUUUGGUUAUGUAUACGACGGGAGAGAAGUAAUGGAGGAGAUCUCAACCCGUCGCUUAUCAAUUCACAGAAUGGAAGGAGAAAUUAAAUCAUGGCGGGGUAUGUCAAAGAUUCGUUCUCUUCUUGUAUUUGCCACUGACAUGUCCUCAUUGUCUUUCUUAAAUACACUGGUUUCUCGAUUCAAAUUGUUGAGGACUCUAGACUUGGAGGAUGUCCAAAUUGAUAAUCUGCCGGGUGCAGUUGUUUACUUGUUCAACUUGAGAUAUUUAAAUUUGAAGGGCACUUUAAUUAAGGAACUUCCAGAGUCCAUAAGGUGUCUCCGCAACCUUCAAUUUCUGAACAUCAGGGAUACUGAGAUACAGUCACUUCCCGAAGGAGUUACGAGGUUGCUGAGCUUGCGCAAUCUAAUUAUGUAUCGCUACACUGGGAAGCUGUACUUCAAAGUUGUGAGUGGGACAAAAGCGCCAUCAAAUAUUUGUAAGUUGCAGAAAUUGCAAAGUUUAUCACUAAUUGAAUCAGAAGGGGACACUUGUAGACUUAUCGGCAACAUGACUCAACUUAAGAGCAUCGGCAUAUCAAAUGUGAAAGAAAGAGAUGAGAUUGACCUUUGGCUCUCAAUUAAGAAGUUCACUCUGCUUCAACGUCUAGCUUUAACGGCAAGUAAUGAAGAGGAAAUCCUUCCGGUGAAAGCACAAUGUCCGCCUCUUCCGCACCUUCGAAAGCUUAUUUUGGUUGGCAGACUGCAAAACGUAAUAUCUUGGUUUUCUUCACUGCAUAGCCUCACAACUCUGUUUCUGCAUUGGUCAAGACUUGAAGAGGAUUUACUACCUCAAAUUGAAGCACUGCUCAAUUUGAAAAGGCUUUAUCUUUGUAAUGCAUAUGUUGGGGAAGAGUUGUGUUUCCGUAGAGGCUUUGUAAAGCUGGUGAGGUUGGAGUUGUUGAAUUUUGCCUCGGUGAAAAAGAUAACUAUAGAAAAUGGGGUGAUGCCAAAUCUUCGGUACUUAUUCGUUGACAGCUUCAUGGAGUUGAAGAAAGUGCCAUUAGGACUUGAAUAUCUUUCUACUCUACAAUAUUUGGGCCUAAAAGAUGUUCCCAUGGAAGUUGUAAGGCCCAUUCAGAAAGGAGGUGUGGAUCGCUCUAAGGUACAACACAUUUUUGAGAUCAUACAUGUUUUCGAACAGUCAUCCAAGUGGGUCCACGAAAACUUGGCCUAGUAUUUAUUUCUCCUGAAAGAAUCAAUCAAGUUUGACAAGUAUAAUAUAUUGAAGAAGAUUUGACGCAGUUUGAUGAAGAAUCCUUUCUGUACAUGUGGGAAGAUGCAAGGACCAAUCUCGGUUUGUCAUUUGCCUCUUCAAGACAGUUUCUGAUGUUGUACUUAUUAUUGUUUGUUUGCAUUGGCAUGUAAUAAUGCUGGAUUGAAUGCUACUUUAGCAGUAUGAGUUGUGAUAAAGAUUGGGGAUCCAAAUCGAGCACUUUGCAAAUC
Molecule: messenger RNA, 3894 nt
Organism: Rosa chinensis
Lineage: Eukaryota; Viridiplantae; Streptophyta; Magnoliopsida; Rosales; Rosaceae
Product: disease resistance protein RPM1
Exons: 3
Coding region: 863-3625 (920 amino acids)
Biological process (GO): defense response to other organism
Molecular function (GO): ADP binding; protein binding
Source: RefSeq, a predicted model, not a curated record